Messenger RNA from Meleagris gallopavo (turkey), 8834 nucleotides. RefSeq names its product leucine rich repeat and Ig domain containing 2 (gene LINGO2). Gene Ontology annotation, cellular component: plasma membrane. The record is from RefSeq and is a predicted model, not a curated record. Gene Ontology annotation, molecular function: protein binding. NCBI's taxonomy places the organism in Eukaryota, Metazoa, Chordata, Aves, Galliformes, Phasianidae.
GGGAUAGCAACUGGACAGUUCAGGCAGCAAGUCUAGAAGACAUUGGCAGACCUGUGGAGAGCUGGCUCCACUGCCAAGGAACCAAGGAGGCUUGGUGCUCUGAUCUGAUGGAUCAGCUGAUGCAGUAUUGCAGAUGCCUCAGGUGGGGCUGAGAAGUUCUUUGGGGAAGUUUGGCCCUGCAGCAGAGCCUGACUCUUUCAUGCAUACAGAUGAGGGACUCUUCCAGGCAGUUGGUGAAGGGUUUCCAGCCAGGCUGAGCUUUUGAGAUGUUCACAGUGGAAUUACAUGAAGAGCAGAGCAUCAGCCCGUGAAAACAAAAGGGAGCUGUGAGAGUAAAGAAGAUCCAAAGGCCCGUGACGGAGGGUUAGACCGAACCGGUGGAGUCAUGCUUCACACAGCUGUAUCUUGCUGGCAGCCAUUCCUAGGUUUGGCUGUGCUGCUAGUCUUCACGGGCCCCACUUUUGGCUGCCCAGCCCGCUGUGAAUGCUCAGCACAGAACAAGUCCGUGAACUGCCACCGGAGGCGCCUGUUGUCCAUUCCAGAGGGCAUUCCCAUUGAAACCAAAAUCUUGAACCUCAGCAAGAACAGACUGAAGAGCGUCAACCCCGAAGAAUUUAUGUCGUACCCCUUGCUGGAGGAGAUUGACCUCAGUGACAAUAUAAUCGCCAAUGUGGAGCCUGGAGCCUUUAACAAUCUCUUCAACUUGCGCUCCCUGAGGCUGAAAGGAAACCGUCUGAAGCUGGUCCCCCUCGGGGUGUUCACUGGGUUGUCAAACUUAACAAAGCUUGAUAUAAGUGAAAACAAGAUUGUCAUUUUGCUGGACUACAUGUUCCAAGAUUUGCAUAACCUAAAAACCCUGGAGGUUGGGGACAAUGAUUUGGUUUAUAUAUCACACAGGGCCUUUAGUGGACUGCUUAGCCUGGAGCAGCUCACCCUGGAGAGAUGCAAUCUCACGGCUGUACCAACAGAAGCUCUUUCCCACCUCCACAACCUCAUCAGUCUUCAUUUGAAACAGCUUAACAUCAACGCUUUGCCUGUGUAUGCCUUUAAAAGAUUGUUUCGCCUGAAAGACCUGGAGAUAGACUCCUGGCCACUCCUGGACAUGCUGCCUGCCAACAGCCUGUACGGUCUCAACCUGACUUUUCUCUCCAUCACCAACACCAACCUGUCCGCAGUACCUUACACUGCUUUUAAACAUCUGGUUUACCUGACACAUCUAAACUUGUCCUACAACCCCAUCAGCACCAUUGAGGCAGGAAUGCUUUCUGAUUUGGUACGUCUGCAGGAACUCCACAUGGUGGGGGCCCAGUUACGUACCAUCGAACCACAUGCUUUCCAAGGGCUCCGAUUCCUACGUGUGCUUAAUGUAUCCCAAAACCUGCUAGAAACCCUAGAAGAGAAUGUAUUUCAUUCCCCCAAAGCCCUUGAGAUCCUCUGCAUUAACAACAAUCCUCUGGCCUGUGACUGCCGUCUCCUUUGGAUUUUACAGAGGCAGCCCACUUUGCAGUUUGGAGGUCAGCCACCAAUGUGUGCUGGCCCAGACAGUGUCAAGGAGAGAUCAUUCAAAGAUUUUCACAGCACAGCCCUCUCCUUUUACUUCACCUGCAAGAAGCCCAGGAUACAAGACAAGAAGCUGCAAUACCUGGUCGUGGAGGAAGGGCAGACAGUGCAGCUGAUGUGCAAUGCUGACGGGGAUCCGCAGCCCACCAUAUCCUGGGUUACCCCACGUCGGAGGCUGAUCACAACCAAGUCAAAUGGAAGAGCCACUGUGCUGGGAGAUGGUACACUGGAGAUCCGAUUUGCUCAAGACCAGGACACUGGGAUCUAUGUUUGUAUUGCAAGUAACGCAGCUGGGAAUGACACCUAUUCGGCCUCCCUUACGGUAAAGGGGUUCACUUCAGACCGUUUCCUUUAUGCCAACAGGACCCCUAUGUAUAUGACAGACUCCAACGACACCAAUUCCAAUGGAACUAAUGCAAACACUUUCUCUCUGGACCUUAAGACAAUAUUGGUGUCCACAGCUAUGGGCUGCUUCACAUUCCUUGGAGUGGUUUUAUUUUGUUUCUUACUUCUUUUUGUGUGGAGCCGAGGGAAAGGCAAACACAAAACCAGCAUUGACCUUGAAUAUGUCCCUCGCAAAAACAAUGGUGCUGUAGUUGAAGGGGAGGUUUCUGGACCGCGAAGGUUCAAUAUGAAAAUGAUUUGAUGGUGUUCUGCUAGCAGUACUUUUUCUGUGGCAUUAUAACCAAUUAAACCAGCCUGGCAUGUGGAAUUGCUGGGUAAACGCAGCUUAAUGCAGCUGUCACUGUAUCAAAAGGUUAUGUGGAAAUCAAAAGACUCUUUCUGGUUGUACAGCAGAGCCUCCAGACCUUGAGGCAGAUAUGUCAGGGCCUUUCAUAGAACUGGUAAAUUGUACUAACUGUUUGCAUUGCAAAUAUUGGCAUUCUGGGGAUAUCAGCAAUGAACCGUUGGCUCAUGCUCAUGGACAAUUGUUCAACAUUUUCUACCACUACAAAAAGAAAAAGAAAAAGGAAAAAAAUAAGCCUACAGUGUAGGAUUAACAUACCUAAAGAAAAAGACACAUUUGUCGAAAGCAUACUCUACAGUGAAAUUUGUAUCUAUAGAUCUCAUUUGGUAAAGAGCCUUGCAUCAUACUUCUACUUGGUUCAACACCACAAAAAUUGGUAGUCCUUUUUUUUUUGUUUUUUUUUUUGUUGGUUUUUUUUUUUGUUUAUUUGUUUUUUUAAUAUACAUCUAUACUGUGUACAUUUUAAAGCAAUACAAAUGAGAGGUUGUGCUUUUAGAUAUCCACCAAUACUGACCCAAGUGUGAUGUCACCUCCCUUUUAACUACCAUCUAACUCAAAUUAGACUCCUGUAGUUACCAAUUAGAAAGCAACAUUAAAUAUUUUUCUCCUCAUGUAGAAGGCCAGAGAUGAAUAGUUGAGAGCAAAAAUGCUCAACUCUAUUGAUCUUCUCUUCAUAUAAAUAUAAGGCAUGUGCCUAGUUUUGAUACAGAAUGGAAUAUUUUUUAUAUCUGUGAUAUCACACUGGACCAGUUUACUGUAACACAGCCCUGGACUGCAUCCAGGGAAGGCAACCCACCAGAUACUGCUGGCGUAGAGGAGCUGAGUUCUUGAUUAGUGAGACUUGUUUUUUGUUAGCCCUGCUUUAAUUUCAAAGCUACUGUUAAAUUCUUAAAAUGUUAAUCUGUAUGGGGCAAAACUGCAAACUCCUUGGGAAAUAUGGUCAUCUUUCUAUUUGGAGGACUGAAUUAAAACAUACAAAAACAUUUCUGCAAAGAAUGAACUCUUCUCCAAUGCCAGUAAACUAGGGUUGUUCAUGCAUAAUAUGGGGAUUAUAAUACGAAAAUGUUUGGAACAUGAUAGCCUCAAAAAGGCUAACAUACUGCCAGAUAUAAUGAACCUCUAGCCACUGUCAUCUUCAUCUUGUAUAUUUGUAGAUAACACAUAAUCACAAAGCUAAUUUCCAAGAACAGAUUACUUAGCUAUUCUUGAUGCCAUUUUAAUAACUAUGUGGUUAUGUUUCUUUCAGGGGCAGUAUCUUAGAGCAAGAGGGGCAAGUUUCUUCAGGUUUUAGAAAGUAUUUUUAGUGGAGAGAAGACAGAAGUGGAAAGUUAGUUCAGGUCAAUUAAAUGCUUUUUGUUUUAUUCCUCUAAACAAAUCCUCAAAAGGCUCAGAACUAAAACUUUAUUCUUUAUUGUUGGUGCCACUGUUCUUAUUUUGAAACUCUCAGCAAUGGAGUUUUUCAGUGACCUCUCAAUUUUUUUAGCAGUUACAAGCCAUAGGUUUACUGCUAAGUGAUUAAUAACAAUUUAUAAGUAAUUGGAGUAAAUUAGAAUAAAGGUAAUAAUGACUGUGUAUGUGUUUAGCCAAAAAGAAUAUGAAAUUGUUGUAGAAUAGAACUUUCAGAUUAAUAUGAUUUAAGAGCCUAUUAGCAAUCUCAAAAUUAGAUUUCAGUGCUCUGAAGCUGAAGUCAGGCUGACCUGCAAUGAGAUGCUGGUGUUUCUAAAAGUACAAUCCAUACUUUUUGGCAGAGAUUUUCUAAGCAGGAUAAAAAUCUUCAACUGCUAUCAAGGGAAAUGUGCCAAAAGUUGUACAUCCAUCUGUGCUCCUCAGGUGUAUCAUCAGUAUAGCUAUAGGACCCAAGGUCAAGGCAGUGUUGAGAAUCUCUAUUCGUAGUGGCUGUUUUUUGGUUGCCUCGCUGCUGUUUUUUAGGUCACCCAGCUGAGGAAGAUGCAGGGGUUGUUAGAAUUUUUUUCACCUUACUUGCUUUGAGUUGGGUUUUGUAGCUUUCUUUUUUUGUGUGUGCGUGUGUUCUGAACUAGACAGCUAGAGAUUUAUGGAGAUGCUUGAGAGUAAUCCUCUUUGUUCUAUGAAAGUUUGUAAAACAUUAUUAUUAGACAGAAUAACCCCUGACUAAACGCUACCACUGGGGAAAUUGUUUUUACUGAUACAAUAACCACCGCACUGAAGCCCAAAACUCUAUUGUACCUUAAUGUGGGCAGUUAAAGAAACAAAUGGGGAUAAAACGAAGUGUUUCUGAACUGCCCAUUAAAGACAUUUGCAUGUGCCUUUCCCUUGUAAUUGUUAUUCUUCAAUUAGUAACCUAUUACCCCUGCAGGCAUUUCAUGUUAAACGUUAAAAUCAAUAUUAGAAGCAAAAAUUCUCCUCAAUUCUGGACAGUUGCAGCAGAUUAUUUCAUAUUAAAUGUCACAAUAAAACAACAAGAAUAGCAACAAAAACUUGAAAAAAAAAUUAGCAAAAAUGUGCUUUUAGGGUUAAUUAUGAGAGGCUGAAUUCCCCUCUAUCCUCUAGAAUGAUUCUAAAAAGUGAUUGCAUUAUUAGUGUACUGCAAAGAUUUCUGAGCAUUAACACGCUAAGUGAAAUAUGUCUUGGUGAUGGAAAUUACUGCUUGCUCUUUCAGAGCACUGCCUUGCAGAGCUGUCAGCAUUGUGUGUAUUGCCCUGAGUUCAGUCAGUAUACAGGUUGUUUUUAAAAACCAGUGUUUGCUCUCUGCUUCUAGCAUUGUUCUACUUUUUGUAGCCUGCUGAUUUCACCGUGGACUUGACAAAGCCUAUGGCCCCUCCCAGAGAAAACGAGAAGAGUAAGAGUAAGUGGGACAGGCUUAUAUCUUGCUUCAGAUAUUUGUGUAUGUAUUCCUGGGACACAGACUCACUGUGAGGGAAUGCAGUGCUGAGAUCAGACCUAGACAACCACCCUUUUGGCAAUUUUUUUUUAUUUUUAUUUUUAAUAUAUAAUAAAAGGACAGUAGCUGACUGCACACAUGCUCUGCCUUUUACUUGCUCCCAGUCACUUCUCUGUCUGCUUGAGAGAUCAAGGAAACUGCAGUUUCCCUUACUGCAAGGAAGUAUCAUACUGGAGGAAAAGAAUCAGGCUGCAAAGAGACACCUGUCACACAUGGCUCCCCUGUCAUUUAUUUGGAGGCAGGCAGACAGUGCAUACCUAUCACUACAAGAGGGAACAAAGAUGUUUUCCCUCCUUCUGCUUUGUGUGGUGGCUUUGUAUGGCCACACCUGGUCUUCUCUGGUGGUCAGCACAAGAAGACUGAGCAGCAGUAGUUCUGCAGAAAGAGAGACAACAAAAAUGCAGAAACCAGCAGAGCUAUUUAAGAAAGCAGGUACACCAUUAUCUUUGUCAACACAGCUUGUAAGAUCUGGGCUGAAGUAUUGCCUAUUAAUGUGUUGGGAAAUCCAUUUCCACAGACCAAUGCUCCAUUCUUCUCUUUCAUAAUGUACAGGUCCUUGUCCUUUCCAAGAGUGGAAAGAGGACCCUACAGGCAAUGUCUUGGGGAAGGAGUCUACAAUGAUAAAGGGGGAAUGAAGAAUAACCAGUGCCCUAGCCUAGCUAUAUAGAGAUUUGGGACUGGUUUUCAAUUUUUUUUCCUUCCUUCUUUCACAUUAACUUGGGACCGUUCUUCUCAGAAAGGCUUAGCUUGAGACAUCACCUUGGUUAGAUACAGAUGGAAGAGACUGCUUUUACUGUCUGUUCUACCCUCCCUCACUAUUCACACAUACUCUUAGUGUCAACACAGCCAGGAGAUUCUUAGACCCUAGAGAGCUGUUGAUAUAAUCUGAUUUUUUAAUUAAACACUUUUUAAUGAAGAAGAGCUCACUUGAUGUCAUUGACACACUACCAUUCAAGUUUUCUUUUAUUUUUGAUUUUCCUUAUUUCUUGCAGCAUGGUAUUGCAUGGUGGUAGCAACGAUAUUGUCAUUAAGGAAAAUAAGAAAGCCAAAUUGCACACUCAGUUCACCAAAUUUAGUCAAGGUACACGAGACACAGUAGGAAAGUCAGCAUUAAUUUAUAAUUCAAAUUCACACUUAAAUGUUGUGAUUGGAGAAGAAAGUGGUAUAGAGGAAACAUGGAAUGUAGGCCAUGUUGCACAUGAAGCACAUCAAAGAUACAUAUCAAAUCAACUUUCCUACGUGACACCUACACAUCUGUUUUAAGCAUUGGACUUUUCCAGAAAGAAAACAGCAGUAUGUGGGAAUGCUAGAAGCCCACAUUUAACCCACAAAAAUAUGAAGCAUUGGUUGAAAAUCCACAAGAACAAUUAGCUUCUGGCUGCCCAGCUGCAACAGUGCAUUAUAGGAAAGACAGGUAAGAAACUGCAGUCAGUAGUCAUUUUUGUCUCAUGUGCUACAUCAUCUUGUUUAAAAAGGUCCAUUAGACAGUAAUAAAAUGAGAAUUUUUAUUUUUUUAACCAAAAAUAGAAACAUUUGUGUGGUAGGACAGAGUUUCACUUUUUUUUACAGCAGUAGGACACAGCAAGAAGUGAGAAGGGGAAGCCUAUUUUGUCUUUAUUACUUAAUGUUUUGUCUUUGUUACUUAAUGUUUUUCCUCUGAGUGAUCCCAGUUUGCAAUGGGCUAGCAUGAUGACUGCUCUGCCUAUUCCCAUCUUCUUUGUUCAAAAUGUGUCUUGACAUGGAGUUGCAAGAAAAGGAGUACUGUCAAGCUGUCCCUCCUCCGCCAGCUGUAUCACUUGUCUUCUCAAACACAUGAACCUGCAUAGCAGUAGUGCUUUAGGAGUCAAAGUCCACUGCAGCUGAUCUCUAGUCUUACCCUAAGAAAGACAAGGUAUGGGCUGGCACUGGAUACAUGCAUUCUGAUUUGGUUUCAGUGGCCUAAAUGGUAGCCCUUCAUGCUGAAAAGAUGUAGGAGAGAGCUAAGGAAGGAAGAAGUAAAAAACAAUUUCAUACAGUAAUUUAAAUGUUAAAUAACAUUUAAAGGAGGAGUAAAAGGAGCAUCUUUCAAAGAAUGAAAGGGCCUGAAUACUGGAGAAUAACUGAAACAAUGAAUGAGAUUUUUCAAGUUAGCUAAGCAGUUUGGAUACCCUAUCAUUACAGGUUCCUAUCACCUGUAAUGAGAAUUACAAACUCAGUUUCCCUAGGCAUCUUUGAAAAAUCCCAACUGGUUUGGUGAUAUGUGCUUCUUUUGUUUUCUAGCUCUGCCCUCCCCUCUUCUCAGUUGCAAAUGAAAAUAAUCCCAAAUGAAGAUCUUUGGAUUCAGUUAAGUUUCACUGUAUGCUCAUGUGCUUUUUGGAAUCUAGAUCUCAAAGCACAAUCUUAAAUGCUCUUCAAACCAAAAACAAUCCUAAAAAAGGAUGAAGCUUGGAUAAGCCUCUUCCUGCAAAUGAAAUAAACAAGUGUCUGUGAGGUUCUUGCUAUUGCUACUGAGAUAGCUACAUGCCAAAAGCAAUCUGCAAAUUGAAUGACUCUGAGUCUUUCUUUUCUUUUUCUUUUCAUUUUGUUUUGGUUUGUUUUUUUAACUGGAAGCAGGUGGUCGAAGAUAAGGCCAGCUGGAAAUAGAAAUCUUUAUUUAUACCCUCAGCAGAAUAAAGAGCUGGCAUAGGCAAGAAAAUUCUUGUUUCAACUUAAGGACACUUUAUCCUUCAUAUUCAAAUAGCUUACAGAAGAGUACAAAAAAGCAGACUUUUACCUCGUAAUUUCAUUACUUGUGUUUGUUUGAACUGGCACCAAAAUUGUCAUGAAACAGAAGUGUUGGAGCAAGAGACUAAAACUAGAUUCUCUACUCUAGUGAGGCAGUAUGUAUCAGGAGAAAUCCCCUCAACAUCCGUUAUGUGACUUCGUGUUUACACUAGAAAUUUGAUAGAGGAAUAUAGAUUUUUUGCUCAUUAUGAAGGGGCUACAGUGGGAAAUAAGCAGAAUUUAUGUUUUAAUUAAUUCUCACCUUGUGGCAUAGCUUCUGUUCUGGAUUGCUUUAAUAUUUGUCACUGUUAAUUGAGCUGGAGAAUUAGAAAUAUAGAUUCUGGGAAGAAAAAAAGUAAAAGAAAGUCUGCCUACUUCUAUUUGUGGUAUCUGCAAGUCAGCAACACUACCUGCUCUCACAUAAGCCAAGAAUGAGUUGAGGUUUCAAGGCAGCUAUGAAGAUGGUUGUCAACUUGUACAGUUAAUAAUUUUCACUUUCCAGAAAGCAAAAAUUUUAUGGCUUCUUAAGGCAUUCAUUUAUGUCAUUUUGAACCUUAAAAACAACACUUGGUCCUCAUGACACUGGGCACUGUAUAAAUAGGUAGUAAAUGACAAUAGUGAUCUGGUGAGCUUACAGCCUUAUAUGUAGGAAAAUGGCUUAUGGGCAAGUACAUAACGAUAGCAAGUCUGUCAUUUGUUGAGGAGGGAAUGCCAUAGUGCAUAAAUAUUAGAAUAUCAUCACAGUUACUGAAAUCUAUUUGCAAGCACAUGUAGUUCAUAUGUAUAUGUUGUGUGUGAAAAAAAAAAGUUAUAUUUGUUUUGUUCUUUUUCUUACUUCAAGUAUUAAAUGUAUAUUGUUUUUAA